GCACUGGGCGUUUAUUGGAAAAUAACAAGUAACCGAAAGACGAAGAUUAAAAGUAGGCCCCAUUGUUAAGCACUCUGUUUAAUCCAGCUGCACUACAUCAAUAUGGCAAACGCGAAGAUGUCGCAGCCAAAAUUCCUGCCUCGUAUCGAGAACAGUUCCGCAGCCAGCACAAACACUCACGUCGCCCCCGCCGGCGGUAAUCCUUUCGAGACAGAUGAUGACGAGAUAUUCAGCAAGCACAAGAUGACCGUCAACCUGCCGAGCGACUGCAGCGGGGAACUGGUGCACUUGAGCGUUUCAAGGAAUUGGAUGUUCUACCUGCUGGCGGCUACACACGGCCGAUUGAUCCUUUUUCGGUAUUUUCUGCCUCGCCCGAAUUCACAGCCAGCCCAAAUUGCGCUAGAGAAAUAUUUGACUGGCUAUAAAAUAACAAAUAUUUUUCUGGACACAACGGGUCAUCACCUGAUCAUAUCUCUAGUGCCCAAAUCACCCGGAGUCUCGCCGGACUUUCUCUACAUACACAGCACGGAGACGUCCCGAGUACAAUUGAAAGUGCGUCGCAUCGAAAAGCUAAAAGAUCAUGAGAUUACAUCGGUGGCCUUCAACACUUACCACGGCACGGAUACAACAACGGGCUCCAUACUGCUGGGCACAAGUCGUGGUCUUAUCUUUGAGACAGAGCUGGGACCCACAACUGACACAUAUCGCAAAAAGCUGUACGAUCUUGGCCAGGGUCUCGCCAAAUAUCCGAUAAAUGGGCUGGAGGUGCUGCGAGUGCCGAACAGCAAUCGAUGGAUAGUUGUUGCGACGACACCCAAUUGUAUUUACUCAUUUGAGGAGACACUGAGGCCAGAGGAACGUUCACUGCAGCCCAUAUUUGCCAGCUAUGUGAAUGGCGAACGGCAGCCGUACUGUGAGAAACAGAAGACAGAUUUGGGUUACUCCCUGAUACGAUUCUUUGCCCCGCCCAACAGUAAAUAUCCUAAACAAUGGGCUUGGCUCUGCGGCGCUGGCAUCCGGAUUGGAGAGCUAUCAAUUGAUUCGACCAGCACUGUCACGCUGCUGGGGGAUACGUUGAUUAAUCUGGAUUUUGAGAAAGCGAUGCAUUUGUCGUACGAAGAGCGGCGCAUAAGUGUGCCCAAGACAUUCGUGCUGACGGAAUAUCAUGCUGUGCUGCUCUAUAUGGAUCACAUAAGGGCCAUCUGCCUGCUCAAUCAGGAGUUGGUCUACCACGAAGUAUUCGAUGAAGUCCGAGUCGGUAGACCAUUGAAUAUGGAGCGCGAUGCUGUAACUGGCAUCAUUUAUGUUUACACCGACAAAUCGGUGUUCACCCUACAAAUUUCACGCGAGGAGCGCAACAUUUGGCGCAUCUACUUAAAUAGUGGCCAAUACGAGCUGGCCACGGCUCAUGCGGCCGAAGACCCCGAGAACCUGCAAUUGGUGUUGGCCGAACGUGCCGAGGCCGCGUUCAUGGAAGGCGCCUACGAAGUGGCAGCCAAUUAUUAUGCCGAAACCGAUAAGACGUUCGAAACGGUGUGCCUUAAAUUCAUGGAUUUGCCGGAUAAGCGUCCGAUUGUUAACUAUGUGAAGAAGCGACUAAAUCGACUAACCACGAGUGUGAAUGCAACGGACGAGAGUCAAGCGGAUGCCAUAAAAGCGUUAGUCAUUUGGCUUAUAGAUCUCUAUCUGACACAGAUUAACACGCCCGGCCAAGACGAAACGUGGCGCCACGAAUGGCAAACGGAAUACGAUGAGUUUAUGCGGGAAGAGCCCGUCUUGUUAUGCACCAGUAAGAAUCGGACGGCGGUGCGCCAGCUGAUUGCCGAGCAUGCGGAUCCACAUAGUCUUGCGCAAUUCGCAAUUUCGAUAAACGACUACGACGAGGUGAUCGGACAGCAGCUGAAAUCCGAUUGCUUUGCGGAGGCACUGCAAACGCUGUGCAGGCAACGUGAUCUUCAGCUCUACUACAAAUAUGCACCGCAACUGAUGGUGCGACUGCCGAGGCAAACGAUCGACGCUCUGAUUGCGCUAGAUGCCAAGCUAGAUAUUGAGAAAAUUGUGCCCACUCUGGUUGUAAUCGAUACGCAGGAGCAGCGAGAGCAUGUUAUACGCUAUCUCCGAUUUGCCGUCCUCACACUGAACACUUCAAACAAUGCCAUACAUAACUUUCUCCUGCAACUGUACGCUCAGCACGAACAGAAGCUGCUGAUGGAGUAUCUGUAUCUGCAGGGGCAGGACGAGUCCCUGGUCCAUUACGAUAUCCAUUUUGCACUAAAGGUCUGCACCGAACUAGGCAUUAAGGAGGCCUGCGUCUUUCUACAAUGCAUGCUGUGCAUGUGGACAACUGCCGUCGAUUUGGCCCUUGAGUUCGAUAUGAAAUUGGCCAAAAAGACGGCAUUAAUACCCAAGGACAAUGAGACGCGACGUAAAUUGUGGCUUCGCAUUGCCUACCAUGAAAUUAAGGGCACGAACGAUGUGAAGAAGGCACUCAGUCUGUUAAAGGAUUGCGACUAUCUAUUGCAAAUUGAGGAUCUGCUGCCAUUCUUUUCAGAUUUCGAGAAAAUCGAUAAUUUCAAAGAGGCUAUCUGUGAUGCUCUGAAAGACUACAACCAGCGGAUACAGGAGCUGCAAAGAGAAAUGUGUGAAUCCAAAGAGCAGUCGGAACGCGUCUGUAAGGAGCUGCGCCAACUGAAGGCACACAGUAUUCGGAUGGAGGCGCAGGAUGUGUGCGAUGUUUGCGAUCUCAUUCUGCUGGUGAAGCCGUUCUUUGUAUUUAUAUGUGGACAUAAGUUCCACAGCGAUUGCCUCGAUAAGCAAGUGGCACCAAUGCUUGGCAAGGAGCGCAGUCGUCGACUUAGCCUGCUUAAGCAACAAAUGGAAACGUUAAUGGCACAAACAGUUGGCACCGCCAAUCACACACCGGAUCAGCAGAAGAAACGCAUCGAACUGAAAACGGAAAUCGAAGAAAUACUUGCCGCCGAUUGCCUCUAUUGUGGCCUGCUGAUCGAGACAAUUGAUCAGCCCCUUGUCGAGAAUUGGGAUCAAGUGAACCUUGGCUGGGAAUAGCAGAGGCCGUAUUGCUUAUAAUUACAUAUUGUGGCAGUCAAAACUAAAAUAUAUUUCUCUCUUUUAAACA
This is a messenger RNA of Drosophila grimshawi, 3136 nucleotides long. It is a transcript of the gene dor, whose product is annotated as vacuolar protein sorting-associated protein 18 homolog. The record is from RefSeq and is a predicted model, not a curated record. Gene Ontology annotation, biological process: lysosome organization; intracellular protein transport; endosome to lysosome transport. Gene Ontology annotation, cellular component: endosome; HOPS complex. Gene Ontology annotation, molecular function: protein-macromolecule adaptor activity. Bases 103 to 3066 code for a protein of 987 amino acids. The transcript has 5 exons. NCBI's taxonomy places the organism in Eukaryota, Metazoa, Arthropoda, Insecta, Diptera, Drosophilidae.